Molecule: messenger RNA, 3201 nt
Organism: Adineta ricciae
Lineage: Eukaryota; Metazoa; Rotifera; Eurotatoria; Adinetida; Adinetidae
Source: the annotation of a GenBank genome assembly
AUGCUUUUUAUUUCAGCUGUGAUAUUUGUAAUCAAUGGAGUAUCAGCUCUUUCGUAUAAUCAACCAAAGCUUUGUCCAACAGCCUCAUGGAAUGAAGUUAGCCGCACUUUUGCUCAUGAGAAAGCAAAUGUCACAAGACAUCCCAUUCAAUUCAUUGAUACGAAAAAUACAAUUUACACUGCUUCUGAGGCAGAAAGGCAAAUCUUCAUUCGACAUGAAGGCCAGACUUCUUCCAAAUCAAUCGGAUAUCUACAUAAUUCAAGCUUAUCCGCGAUAUUUGUGAUCGAUACUGAUGAUAUUUAUACAAGUUACGAAAACAGAAAAAUUGAGAAAUGGAUCGCAAAUAAAAAUGAAUAUGUUCAUAUAAUGGAUACGGAAUCAACAUGUUUUGAUCUUUUUAUCGAUAUCGAGAACAAUCUGUACUGUUCAAUGUCUCUCGCACAUAAAGUUGUGAAACGACAAUUGAAUGAAGCAAAGACGACCAUUGUAGCUGGUGUAGAUACUGCAGGCUACGAAUCUCAUCAACUGAAUAGUCCAACGGGAAUCUUUGUUGAUACAAAUCUCGAUUUAUAUGUAGCAGAUCGCAUGAAUAAUAGAAUUCAAUUAUUUCAUUUGGGCGAAACCGAUGGAAAAACAAUAGUAGGAGACGAUUCAUCAGAUAUUACAAUUUCACUCCGGGGACCUUAUUCCAUUGUACUUGAUUCGGAUAAAUAUUUCUACAUUGCGGAAUACGAUAAUCGCCGAAUAAUUGCAUCAGGACCCAAUGGCUUUCGACGUUUGUUUAAACCCUCUCUGAAUAAGUGCCCUCGUUGUUCUGUCGUCGUCCAUGCACCGUUUGGACCAACAAAAGUGAGUUUUGAUGUUCAUGGAAACUUAUUUGUUUCUGAUCUGGACAAUCGUCGAAUUCAAAUAUUUGAUUUACAAAAAGAUUCUUGUGUAAGUGUUCCAUCCAUCAUCCAAACAACGUAUUCUUCGGUUUUAACAAACGAACAUCCCCGAUUUUCCCGCAACUUAUUCCACGACUUCACCUAUCGCUAUGAAGCCAUAGAAAUAACUGUCCAUGAGACCGACUUCUACAUUCUCACUGCUAGCAGUAGUGUUGACCUUUAUGGUCAUGUAUACAAAGAUGAUUUUCAUCGAUUUGAUCCAUCGAAAAACCUAAUUGCAUGGUUUGGGCAAUGUUGUCGUAAAGAUCAGUUUAAAUUCACACUUGAACUUCAAGCCAACACGAAAUAUAUUCUAGUUGUAACAACAUACCAUCCGAAAGUAACAGGUCCAUUCUCAAUCAUCACUUAUGGUUCACAUCCACUUAACCUUCGACUCAUGGAUGUUGAACCAUUUAUUGAAUCAAUUCAUUCGUCUCAACUGACAGAAAAGCUUCCAACAUAUGAUCCCUUUUGUUCAUCAGUGCCGACAUUCUUCUAUGAGGCGAUACAAAUGAACGUGAUUGAAAGUGGUUUUUAUACGAUUUAUAUCCGGAGUAAUAGAGCAAACACAUACAGUAACAUAUACAAAUCGAAUUUUUAUCCAAGUUUGCCCCUCCUAAACUUACUCAUGGACUGGGAUGCUGUUGAAAAUCGUCACAUCGAUCCGGUUACUGUUACACUGAUGAACGACACUCGAUAUAUAUAUGUUAUGGCAACGUCUUACAAGAAUCAAACAACAGGUUUCUGGAUGAACAUCUUUGGCAGAAGCCAUGUUCAUUUUCAACCUUUCAAUAUUUCACCGAUUAUUCAUUCAAAAUAUUCUUCAAACUUAACAGUAGUUAAUCCCACAUAUAAUAAGUGGUGCGUGAACCGCUAUUACUACUAUGAAACUGUGCGACUAACUAUAUUCACGACUGCAUACUAUACUUUUGUAGGCGACGUCGAUCAACGUAUAGAGAUGUUCAUUUACAAAAAUCAAUUUAAUCUGUGGAAUCCAAGGGAAAAUCUUGUAAAAUACAGGGCUUUGGGCUGUGCAAUUCUUCCUCAGAUAACUCUUUUAGCUGAGCUUCAAGCUAACACUACAUACAUAUUACUUGUGACAACUAUGAAACCAUUGGAGACAUUAUCGAUAUCGAUUACAGUAUCUGGACCAGCAGAUGUCACAUUUGAACGCUUUAUUGAUAAUUCAGCUUAUUGUCAUGUUGGUGGUCUAUGUGAGCGCCAAGUUAAAGGCAUUGGUUUAACUCUCGAUGAUAUUCUGCGUCUUGAACUGAAACGAAAUAUGACAAUAAAUGAUCAACCACUCGUUAUCAAAAUCAGUGCUGCUUUAACAACGAUUAUGCUUUUUGUUGGUGUCAUUAGUAGUGCUUUCUCGCUUUUAACUUUUCAAAAUGGAAAUUUACGAACAGUCGGAUGUGGACUGUAUCUUCUAGCAUCAUCAAUUACUUCUUUUUUAACAAUUACAAUGUUCGCCAUCAAGUUUUGGUUUGUUGUUAUCACACAAACAAACGUCUCCAUUGAUCUAUCGGUUCUUCAAGGUGGUUGCAAAUCGAUUGAAACUCUUCUCAAACUUUUCUUCUAUUGGGAUGCAUGGUUGAAUGCAUGUAUUGCCGUUGAACGUGCUGUGAAUGUUUACAAAGGAGUGAGUUUUGAUAAAGAAAAAAGUAAACGUUUCGCGCGAUGGAUCAUAUUCAUUUUACCGAAUUGUAUCAGUGCCACAGUCAUCCAUGAACCUUUAUAUCGUCACAUGUUUUCUUAUGAAGACAAGGAAGAAAGAUUCAUCGACCCAUGGUAUAAAGUGCCACUAGAUGUUAAUGUAAUAAGUACGGAUACUUGGUGUACAACUUCUUAUUCUCAAUCGAUUGAAAAUUAUAACACAGUCAUUCUAUUUAUUCAUCUUCUCGGUCCAUUCAUUGCCAAUUUUUGUUGUGCCUUAUUCAUCAUUAUCCGAAGUGCACGACGACGAGCAGAAGUUCAAAAACAACAGUCGUAUAGAAAACAUGUUCGCGAACAAUGGAAAGAACACAAACACCUUGUCAUUAGUCCUAUGAUUCUCCUUCUUCUCUCAACACCACGUCUGAUCAUUUCAUUAUUAUCUGGAUGUGUGAAUGUCACUAAUCAUUUGUGGUUAUAUCUUUGCGCUUAUUUUAUCUCAUUUCUACCAUCGGUACUCUUUUUUAUUUUAUUCGUUAUUCCAUCGGACUUGUAUCGAAAAACUUUCAAAGAAUCAUUCUUUCGACUUUGUCGAAGAAAACGACGAUCUAAUCAAAUUUAA